This is a messenger RNA of Schistosoma haematobium, 3622 nucleotides long. Its product is annotated as Spectrin beta chain, non-erythrocytic 1. Gene Ontology annotation, biological process: actin cytoskeleton organization. The record is from RefSeq and is a predicted model, not a curated record. Gene Ontology annotation, molecular function: actin filament binding. The transcript is spliced from 8 exons. The annotation marks the transcript as partial. Gene Ontology annotation, cellular component: plasma membrane; cortical actin cytoskeleton; cell projection. NCBI's taxonomy places the organism in Eukaryota, Metazoa, Platyhelminthes, Trematoda, Strigeidida, Schistosomatidae.
AGAAUGGUUAGAUUAUUGUUUACAAUUCAAUAAUCAAUUCGAAAUCAUCAAUAAUCAAUUUAAACAAUUCAAUCAAUUAAUCAAAGAAAAUCAAAUCCAUUUGGUGAAUACCUAUUUAGAUCAAUUACAAAUAGAUAUUAAUCAAUUGGUGAUAUGGAUUGAAUCAGUAAAAACUUUAUUGAAUAGAAUAGAUCAUUCUGAAGUGAAACAGUUUGAUGAUGAUAAUAAUCAUCAAUCAAGAUCAUAUUUACAAAUCAAUAUUAGACAUAGUUUAGAAUCAAUUCAAUUGUAUCAUUCAAAUCUUGAAAAGAUUUUAUUAGAUAUAAGUCAAUGGAAUACAACAAUAAAAAAUGUAUAUGGUUUAUUAAAUGAAAUGAAUGAAGAAUUAUUAUGGAUAAAAGAUCAAAAUGAUUCAAUUAAACCCCUUGAAAUUCUUAAAGAGGAAUUGGUUGAAAAUUUCGGUCAGGUUGGUGUACAGACUCAUCAUUUGCAAAGUAGAUUACAUCUACUUAAUAAAGAACUUCAGUUAAGAUAUGGAAUUAAUUAUUAUAAUCAUCAUUUAACUUCAUCAAAUCAAACAUUAUAUGAAGCAUUACAACAAAUUUCAACUAAGUUGAACCCUAUAAAUUUCAACCAACUAACCAUGAAUGAUAUUUCUCUAAUGAGUAUUCUUAAUAACAUACAUCUUGAUGAAUACAACUCGAAUGAAAUUGAAGAAUAUCAUGGAAAUGAAAUCAUCGGGGACUUGAAAAAAUGCUCAUUAAUACGAAUAUAUGAAGAUAUUAUAUUAUCUUUAGGAAAUAUGCAUCUAUCCAAUUUUCCAUUGGAUAAUUCAACAUGUACUAACGAUCAGAAUAUUCAACAUGAAGAACGUUGUGCAAAAGUAGUUGAAUUCGUUAAAUUGUUACAAAGACAAUGGAGUAAAUUACUGAUUGCAAUUAAUGACAUAAAUGUUAAACUAGCAAGACAUCAUCAAUAUUUAAAUGGAUUAUAUAGCUUAGUUAUACUCAAUACUAAAAUUGAAGAAAUUAAUUUAAGAAUAUGUGAAACAUAUAAUGGUGUUCAAUUGACAUCAACGCUUGCCGACUGUUGUCUUGAACCUGUUCGAGAUAAAUCAACACAGAAUGAAGUCAUUGAUAUGCAUAAAACGGGAAUGAAAUCAACGACAAUUACUAAUACAUUGAAAGAACAAAAAGCUAUAACAAUUAAUAAAGAAAUUGUCAUUAAUUCAACAUUAAGGCAAAUGGAUCAUAUAAUUGAACAGUUGAAAUUAUUUACUACUCAUUUAAAUCAACUACGAAAUGAAGUAUAUGCAUUUCUACCAGCCAGAUCUAUUCUGAAUGAAAAUGAUUAUUCAGUAUUUCAUCUCUUGAAAACUAAAUUAAAUCAUCUUUAUAGAUCUAGAAAAUCCCUUGUGGAAGUAACAUUUCAGUCUGUUAAACAACAAAACACCAAUAAUGAAGACAAUUAUAGUAGUGAUCGUAGUGAUGAAGUUUCACUAACCGGUCUACGAACAGUUGGUUCAUCAUUUCAAGAGGAUAUAGAUUCUGUUAUUUCUAAAUCCAGUCUUGAAGAUGAUAAAGAAGAGAAGAUAGACAAAAAUCAACUCCCAACAACAACUGCAUUGCAUGAAACACUAGAUUUACAACAAACUGAUUGUGAAAUGACUUUGGCUACUACUGAAUCUGAGAAUAGUCUACAGGGAAUAAUGUUUAAAUCAACAAAAUCUAUCAUAAGUAGUACUGAAGGCAAUGAAGAUAAUAAAUAUUCUGAACACAAUUAUAGAACUCCGAUGAAUUCCCCUGAAGAACAUGAACUACACAUACUAUUACUUCCACAUAUUUCAAUGAUUGCUCAUCAUUUAUUAAACAGAUUAAGUUUCAUUCAUAUGCAUUUCAUAGAUUGCUUAGAAAACAGUUUGAAAAUAAGGGAUAAAUUGGAACUUCGACGUGAUGUUUUACGUCUUGUUGAUAAUAUUGUAUCAAUGGGUAAUUGGAUUGAAGAAAAGGAGAGAAUUUUGUUAACAUUCAAUCCUAUAAUAUAUCCUUCAAUGGAGUUUUUAAAUACUUUACCAAUACCAUGUCCUAUUACUGUUACGGAAGAAAUUAUUCAUUCACUAUCACAACUCUCUAUACAAGCUUAUCGUUUUAAAACAUUUGAACAUGAACUAAUAAGUCAUGCAAAUUUAAGAUUAAGUGAAAUUGGAAUGCUUAAUGAAGGAUUAUCGGAGAAUUUAAAGAAGCUUGACAAAGAAAGAGAUUUUAGUAUUCUUCAAUUUAUUCAAUCUACUAUAAAACUUAAUUUAUCAAUCGAGGAUUAUGUAGAUGACGAUGAAGAUGAUGUUGAUGAUGAUGAUAAUGAAGAGGCACAGGAGGAAGAGGAUAGUAGUGAAUCCAGAGAUAAACCAUAUGAAAUUAGUGUGGAUAAAGAAAGUAGUCAAGAAUUUGUUGAAACUAAUCAUGAAACUAAAAUGUUUUAUCGACGUAUAUCGAAAAACGUUAGUGAUGAACAAACUGACGACAACAAUGUUGACAAACCAAAAUAUUCAAAAUUAUUAGAUUAUAUUAACAAGAAAUGGCAACGUUUGAAGCUUUUACUCAAUGCACGUCGUGAACGGUUUGAAUUAGCUGCAUAUUUAUCAAAAUACCAUACUUUAUGUCAAACAACAAAAGAAUGGAUAAUACGUAAAAGAGAAUUACUCAUUUCAACUGAUGAUUUAGGCACAGAUUUAAAUAGUGUUAUGCAAUUACAAAGAAGAUUAUUAGGUUGGGAAAAAGAUUUUAUUGCAUUACAAGAUGAAAUCCAAAGUCUUAAUGUAGAAGGUGAAAGAUUAUUGAAAGCCCUAGUAGAGGAAGCUCCACAAAGAAGAGAUUUAUACCUUAUCUCCGGAGAAUUGUAUGCUUCAAAAGAAGUCAAUCAUUUAAGAUUAGAGUUGAAUCACGAAUGGGAACUUUUACAAGUAGAAUUAAAAAGUCGUCAAGACAAAUUAUUAGCUUCAGCUGAACUGCAACAAUUUUUUCAGGGUUUAGAUGACAAUCAAUUAUGGUUACGUAAUAUUGAAAUUCGUGUAGCAACACAUCAAGUACCAUUGUCUGUAGAAGAAGCCAAAGCUGAAAUUGAUAUACAUAAAGAAUUAGGUGAAGAAAUUUUAGCUCGUAAAGAUGAAUAUAGUGAUUUAAUAAGUUAUGGACGAUGUAUUACAGCUGGUGAAACAGAUUUACAUUACAUACAACUUGAUGAACGUUUAGAUAGAUUAGAAAAUGGUUGGUCAGAAUUAAUGCAAAUGUGGACAUAUGAACAAAAACUUUUACAACAGAAUUUAAACUUCCAGAUGUUUCUACGUGAUGCACAUUUAUUUGAAACUUUGUUGUCAACACAAGAAAGUAAACUAAUGAAUUAUCAACUCAUAAAACAAAAGAAUACAACUGAUAUUGUUGCUUCGUUGAAAUCUCAAAAUGAAAUUGUUCAGUGUUUAAUCAAUGCUAAUGAAUCAUUGAAUCAUUUAUGUGAUACCGGGAAUCAACUCAUUAUAGAUAAAGUAUAUUCAAUGGAGAAAAUACAAAAUAAAAUCUGUUUUAUAAAAAACAGAUAUAUCACACUACUUGAUGAAGCUCGUACAGUA